Messenger RNA from Saccostrea cuccullata (small rock oyster), 1332 nucleotides. RefSeq names its product heavy metal-binding protein HIP-like. NCBI's taxonomy places the organism in Eukaryota, Metazoa, Mollusca, Bivalvia, Ostreida, Ostreidae. The transcript has 2 exons. Gene Ontology annotation, molecular function: protein binding. The record is from RefSeq and is a predicted model, not a curated record. The coding region runs from base 765 to 1220 and encodes 151 amino acids.
UUAGUUGUGAUAAUGAUUUCUUUCACUUGGGAUAGCGUGUCAUCCUUGCUUCAAAACGGCGAUUUAUUUGAAAAUCCUCAGUUAUUUCCCAGUACGACGACAAGUAAAGAAUCCAGUGUUUUGAGAGAAAUUCUGAAUCAAGAAAGCUUAGUGCGCCUUUCAAUGGUACAAAAAAUCCAAAGGCUAGUUUUUGAUUCUAUCGAUAACAAAAAUAGUACUCAGAUCAUGAAGAAAAGACUUGAUGACGUAAUUUAUGAAGUAAAGGCAUUUGAGUCAGGUUAUCAAAGAAUGGAAAAAGAGAACUCAGCACUUAAUGAAAAAUGGAAGUCCAUGCUGUCUACAAUGGCUAACACUACAAGUCUUACACUUGACAAAAUUUAUCCUUUAAAUGAAACAGAAGUUCUACGUCUUAUGGAGCAAAUAUCGUCUCUAAAACGGGAAAAUAAUGAACUUACUCGGGAACAUACAGAAAUAAAUGCACAACUUGUGGCUUUAAACAAAACAAUCAGUUUGUCAGAGAGAUAUUUGGAAAUUUUAAAAAACGAGACGUUGUUCAACAAACAUAAAAUUGACAUUCUGGUACAAGAAAAUGAGAUUAUGCAGAAAAGUUUAUUUCAGAGAACAAAACAUUCAGCGAGAACAAUAAAAAUGACUUAAUUACACGGUUGCAUGUAGUUGAAGGUAGUAUUGGGAGUUUUGAACAAACAGUCAAUGAAACAAAGGAAAAUCUUUUUAAGGAACAAAGCAACUUUAGCAGACAACUGAUGCAUCUUUCCACACAAAUCACAGAAAGACUUAAAUGUCCUUCUUCCAAGAGUAAAUCCAUCGCUUUUUACGCGUACAUGUCUCAGAACACAGCGACUAUAUCUGGUCAGCAAAUCUUGACAUUUGAUGUCGUGAAAACUAACGCUGGAAAUGGAUACUAUUAUGCAACUGGAAUAUUCAUCGUUCCGGAAACCGGCAUUUGUGUAUUUACUUGGACAAUACGAGAAAACAGCGCUAACCGUCACUCGACACAGUUAGUGAAAAAUACUGAUGAACUUGGAAUAAUUCACACACAAGUUUACCACAACUCGGACAUUGCUGGAACCGGAAUUGUUGUUGCGCAUGUCAAUACAGGAGACAGCGUCUUUGUAAGAACUCACUCAUCAUGGAAUUAUGGAAUUAUUGUAAGCAACAGUGCAGGAAGAUCGUCCUUUUCUGGAUGGAAACUUGUGUGACCACUGUAUAUUAUUAAAUCAAAAUAGUAGAGAAGGCUUUGUUUGUAGUGCAGAUUCUAGAUAAUUUUCUUAAAACUUCAAAGAUUUCACUACUGCAAUGUCAUGACGCUUU